Odobenus rosmarus divergens (Pacific walrus) is the source of this 1129-nucleotide messenger RNA. It is a transcript of the gene PRADC1, whose product is annotated as protease-associated domain containing 1. NCBI's taxonomy places the organism in Eukaryota, Metazoa, Chordata, Mammalia, Carnivora, Odobenidae. The transcript is spliced from 5 exons. The coding region runs from base 144 to 710 and encodes 188 amino acids. The record is from RefSeq and is a predicted model, not a curated record.
AUCAGCCAUGGGCCUCGGUCCCGUCCACCAACCAGCGGUAAGAGCGGGUCUGGGGGAGGCCGGAGCAGCUGUCAGGCUGAAGUCCAGCGAGCUAGCGCGGUGGGGCGGCUGGAGGAAGCGCGGCGCCGGGCCGGGCCCUGGAGAUGGUCCCCGGCGCCGCGGGCUGGUGUUGUCUCGUGCUCUGGCUCCCCGCGUGCGUCGCGGCCCACGGCUUACGCAUCCAUGAUUAUUUGUACUUCCAAGUGCUGAGUCCUGGAGACAUUCGAUACAUCUUCACAGCCACACCUGCCAAGGACUUUGGUGGUAUCUUUCACACAAGGUAUGAGCAGAUUCACCUUGUCCCUGCAGAACCUUCGGAGGCCUGUGGGGAGCUCAGCAACGGUUUCUUCAUCCAGGACCAGAUCGCUCUGGUGGAGAGAGGGGGCUGCUCCUUCCUCUCCAAGACCCGAGUGGUGCAGGAGCACGGCGGGCGGGCAGUGAUCAUCUCUGACAAUGCAGUUGACAAUGACAGCUUCUAUGUGGAGAUGAUCCAGGACAGUACCCAGCGCACAGCUGACAUCCCUGCCCUCUUCCUGCUCGGCCGAGAUGGCUACAUGAUCCGCCGCUCCCUGGAACAGCAUGGGCUGCCAUGGGCCAUCAUUUCCAUCCCAGUCAAUGUCACCAGCAUCCCCACCUUUGAGCUGCUGCAACCACCCUGGACCUUCUGGUAGAAGAGUUGGUCCCACAUACCAGCCUUAAAACAACUCUGGGCUGGGAAAGGAAAAUCCAGGAAUUCUGCUCUUUGGGAUUUGGGGAUAGCACUUGGGGAUAGGUGGAGCCGGGUAGAGGAAACAGGCUUAGGCUUUGGCUAUGCUAAAAGCCACACCACAGGCCUUCCCUUCCUCAGGGCCCCCAAACAUCUCAUGCUAUGGGAAGAGUAAGAGGCCCCAGAGCUUCUUGGCUAGAGUCUGGAACAAAAGGGGCUAAAGGCAGGUGGCCUGAGAGCCACCUGUGACCUGUCACAUCCCACCUGCUCCAGCUUCCCCUUCCCAGGGUCUCCUCAGUGUACUUCACAGUAGUUGCUGGUGUUUGAGGAAUUAAUAAACCCUCACUGAUUUUUUAGCAAUAAAGCCUCUCAUCAGGGUCGCAA